AUGAAGAUCCAAAUAAUGUCUGACCUGCGCCUUGAGAGUCCACGCCCCCAGAGUCCACGCCCCAGGGGUGCACCUAUGUAUGAUGUCUUCAAAAUACCCCCCAAAGCACCCUAUUUGGUCCUCCUGGGUAAUAUCGGAGCUGUCAAAGACGCUGGCUUUUUCUCCUUCAUCGAAGCUCAACUGAGUCAAUUCGCCAUCGUUCUGUUCGUGCUCGGCAACCGCGAACCAUACCUUGCAACAUGGUCUGAGACCAAACAAAAACUCCAUCGAUUUGCUGCAUCCGUGAACGAACGAUCCGCAGCAUCAGGACAGAGCGGACAGCCAAAAACAGGUUCAUUUGUGUUCCUCGACCAAAACCGAUACGACAUCUCGUCAGACGUGACUGUCUUAGGAUGCACCCUUUUCACGCAUGUGAGCAAAAGCAACAGAUCCUGGGCCACGUUCGGCAGUCCCCAGGAUUUCUACGAUAUCUACGAUUGGAUUGUUGAAAAACAUUGUGCCGCACAGCGAUCGGAUCUUGCCUGGUUGAACUCACAGGUCUCGCGGAUUUCUGCUGAGGAGCCGCAUCGCAAAAUAGUGGUCUUUACGCACCAUAGUCCUAUCACUCAGGAUGCUAGGGGGGUUUAUCUAAGGCUCGCGCAUAGCUCCGUCUUGGAGCGUUUUGCUACCGAUCUUUCUGCGCAGGAAUGCUGGACAAAUCCGUCGGUUCGACUGUGGGCGUUUGGUCAUACUCAUUACAAUGUCAAUUACGUCGAGGACUCAGGCAAGAUGGUGUUGAGCAAUCAGCGAAGCUGGCUUUUGUGUGAGAUAAAUGGUACAAAGGGUUUCGAUGGAGAUCUGGUUGUGGACAUCUGA
Messenger RNA from Penicillium salamii, 855 nucleotides. The record is from the annotation of a GenBank genome assembly. Lineage: Eukaryota; Fungi; Ascomycota; Eurotiomycetes; Eurotiales; Aspergillaceae.